Messenger RNA from Mycosarcoma maydis (corn smut), 357 nucleotides. Its product is annotated as hydrophobin 2. Bases 1 to 357 code for a protein of 118 amino acids. The transcript has 2 exons. Lineage: Eukaryota; Fungi; Basidiomycota; Ustilaginomycetes; Ustilaginales. The record is from RefSeq and is a predicted model, not a curated record. Gene Ontology annotation, cellular component: fungal-type cell wall. Gene Ontology annotation, molecular function: structural constituent of cell wall.
AUGCAGUUCAAGACCAUCUUCGCUACCCUCGCCGCCUUCGCCGCUGUCGCCUCGGCUCUCCCCACCUCUUCCUCCGAGCAAAACGGCAACGGCCAGUGUGCUGUUGGCCAGGCCCAGUGCUGUUCUCAGGUCCAGAAGCAGGGCAAGGAUGCUUCGGACGCCCUUGCCGGUCUCGGCCUUGCCUUCAACCAGAUUCUCGACGGUGCUAUCGGUCUUGACUGCCAGCAGAUCCCUGUCGGUGUCCUCGGUGGUGCCAUCGCUAUCCAGAACACCUGCAAGAACACCGCCGUCUGCUGCCAGGGCUCCGCCAACAACGGUUUGAUCCAGACCUCGUGCACCCCCCUCUCGAUCAACUAA